CAAGUCAUGAGCACUAAUCUGAUGGGCGCAUUGCCGUGUAGGGGCGUUAGUUCUGUUCACGAUUACUUGCUAAUCGUAUAACCGGUAGCAAAAUAUGCACCAGAAUGGUGAUUCCUCUGUGCUGUCUGCAGAAUUUCCGGAGCAGGAAAAGGAGGAACGAACGUCGAGAUGACAGAUUCCUUCAAGAAGCGCAAAUGAGCGGCAGUCCUCAGGUGGUCACCAUGACAGCGAGCAGUCAUUCAAGGAGCAGCCGCAGAGGAGACCUCACUUCUAGCCAAGAGAGCUCCAACGUUCACGUGCAGAUAUCUGACAUUGCUGGCGAUGAGGAUGUCGUAGCCACGACCUACUUUCUCAAGGUCUGCAAGUCUACCAUACUGAAGCCCUACACGAUUAUCCUGCAGCUGAUAGGAUGGCGAGCCUUCCGCAAAGAACAUCCGACCCGGCGCCAUCUGAGGUGGCAGCUUCUGAAUAAAUUGUAUCCAGCCACGAUCUUCCUGGUUCUAGUCUACUUCGCAGCGCUGCAAGGCAUCGCUUGUCCAGGGAGGCUAGACUUCGUCGUGCCUGUGGGCACAACGAAAAAUGGAACUCCACCAGCUCCCGUAACAACGACAGUUGGCACAACAACAAUUUCCUUCUUCGAAGAACCUGACUAUCCAGCUGUGGACUACCACGAGAAUCGAGAGAAAGAUGUAGUGGGUACUCACGAGUGCACACACAGGCUGACGAUGUACAUCUUGCCCAGUGUGGUGCAGCUGGCGGCCUUUGUCUAUGGCUUCUACAUGUUCCGUAUCGUGGAAGUGGACGAGCAACUGUACGCCCUCAUGGAACGCGUAUUCCUCCAGUCAUCAGUAUAUUUCGCCGAAAGAAUUAUUAUAUCCAUAACAAGAAAGUUCUUGAUGGCAGCUGUUUUGUGGGCUGGACUGCAGGUCAUUGUGCAGGUGCUGUACAACCUCGCCUUAGAAUCGGAAAUUGCGUUGCUUAGAAGAACGUUCGUCAAGGUUGGAACGUCAGUGAAUACUCCCAGGGUGGACACCUACCUCCUGUCUGCUGUUCGUGUGUUUGGCCAGUUGGUCAUGACCACGGUCGAGAUGGCUGUCAUCCUCAACUACUGCACCCAAAGCGAGAUGAUCAUUAUUUAUAUCAAAGGAAUCACACUGCGCCUGCGGGAAAAGCGAAUCACCAUCAGGGAGGUGAUGCAUGAAAUCCUGGCUUGUCGUGACUUCAUCAGUCAUCUUAAUAAGAACCUUGGGAAGGUAACAGCAUGCUUCCUUGUCAACUUUGCUGUUCAUACUGUGGCUGGAGUCUUCCUCUUUCUGCUGAAUGACGACAGCAACGGGAUGGUGAUGGCAUACCGUGGCCUCUAUCCUAUCCCUUGGUUUCUGGCCAUGUAUUGGCCCGUUUAUCAGGCAUCACGAGUAACGAGUAUGGGAGAAAAAAUUGAAAAGAUCAGCAUUGAAACAAGGGUGUUCGGAUACCAAGAUGCACAAGAGUUCGAGCUAGACUCCUUCCUCCUCUUUAUAGGAAACCUCAAAAUCAGAGCCAGGAUGUUUGGAGCCCGCAUUCUACCGUCUACUGUGACGCUGGGGUUCGGUUUGGUGUUUCUCAUCGUCUACGUGCUCAUUAUUGCCGGCGCACUGACCAACCCAGUCAUGGGACCUUUACUCUAGCGCAAGAGUAUACAUUCAACUCGAUGUUAUUGCACAAACGAGGAAAUACAUCCCGACGUGGUGUAAAAUA
This is a messenger RNA of Ornithodoros turicata, 1737 nucleotides long. RefSeq lists its product as uncharacterized. The transcript has 14 exons. The record is from RefSeq and is a predicted model, not a curated record. The coding region runs from base 105 to 1667 and encodes 520 amino acids. NCBI's taxonomy places the organism in Eukaryota, Metazoa, Arthropoda, Arachnida, Ixodida, Argasidae.